Opisthorchis viverrini is the source of this 378-nucleotide messenger RNA. RefSeq lists its product as hypothetical. The record is from RefSeq and is a predicted model, not a curated record. Bases 1 to 378 code for a protein of 125 amino acids. The transcript has a single exon. Lineage: Eukaryota; Metazoa; Platyhelminthes; Trematoda; Opisthorchiida; Opisthorchiidae.
AUGCCGGCGAAAAAGAAACCGUCCCGGGAACGAAAGUCGAAUUUAAAAUCCAGACGUGCACCUGGCCCUUACGCGCUCUUUGUGAGCUCAAUGCGGAAAAAUUAUAGUGGGUCAUUCACUCAGUUUUCCAAAUGUUGCGCAGCAACAUGGCGUCAGUUGUCUGAGUCGGAGAAAGAGAAAUUCCGUAAAAAGGCCAAGAAGCAACAGAAGAAACCGGGUCGUAAACAUGAACCGAAAAGUUUGGCGUUCCUUCGGUUUGUGAGCCGUACGUAUGAUUGCCUUCGGCGCAAACAUCCUGAGUGGCCAUCAAAGAAAAUUCGAGAACAGUUAAUGAAAAACUAUCAGAAAAUAAAGUGUAAAUGUGUUAAAAAGAAGUGA